GUUGCACAGACUUGUUUAACAAUGGUGGACCACGGUGGCGAGAAAUAAUUAUAACGACCUUUCAUAAUGGACUAUUAUUUUUUGUCGUAAUUUCGUUUUCACUACCGAUCGGGAAUAAUGGCGACAAGAACUUACAAACUUGACCUAGACAACCAGAAGAGAAACGUAUUCGUGACUCAGCUGCACGAACGAGAAGAUGAAGAUGAUAUUACUGCGUUCCCCGUUGUCAAGGAGUCUGGUGCGAAGCUGGUGGAGACUGGGAUCAACACUCUACAGAAGACUCUCCUACUGAAGAAAGAUGUGGAAGUCCAGCAGGUGCACGCCGACCUCGAGAAGAAGAGACAAGACUUCCGAGAACGUAUGGACGCGUGUGCCAAACGGCAGGUGGAGAUUCAGAAGAAACAACAACGGAUGAAAGACAGAGUGGAGAAGUUUGAGAAGUUUAUUCAAGAGAAUGAGGCGAAGAGACGGCGCGCUAUUCAGAAGUACCAGCAAGAGGUUAAACUGCGCAUGCAGAAAGAUUCUGAUCUUAAAGUAUUGCUGGCUCAGUUGGAAGAGCUCCAUGACAGGCACAAAUACUUGAAAAAUAAACUUGCGAAGUACAAAAAGUAUGAAGAUUUCCUCAUGCAGGUCAUCGAUGCAAUGCCUGAAGACUACCUGCCUCCAUCAGAAGACAAGGUCAAAGGAAUGAUGAUGCGACACCGCACACUGAACGAUUCAAACCUAGAUCUUGUUGGCCAUCUGGAACGCAUUGAGGACCAGUUGGAAGAGUUGAAAUGUGAGCUGACUGAGCUGAACAAGGAACACAGUAAACUGAAGAUGUUCAACAACAGUGAGUUGUCACGGUUACAGGACAUCCAUGAGGACCAGGUAGAAAGCAAUGAAGAGAUGGAACAGUCUUUCCACAUGAGCAAGGGUGAACUCAGAUCAAGGAGAACAGAAAUAGGAAUAAUUUUUAUGGCAAUAGAUAACAUAUAUGAAAAGUGUAGGAAGGAACUGGAUCCACCAGGUGAUAAAAUGGAACUAGAAGAAAAACUCACAAGAAUAAAGGAUCAUUUGAAUGACAGGACGGACGUUGCCCUCAUGGCUCACCCAAACAGUUCUUUUGUACCAAGUCCAUCACCCGAUUCUCACAAGUCCAAGUCCCCCAUCAAGAAGAGAGUGUUUAUCGAUGCACCCUGAUUCCUACAGUGACACUCUCUUAAACCUGUAGGCCUAACGGUUGUGUUUUAAUAGUCAUUCAGGUGACCUUGUGACAAAUACUUACAUGUUUAUUAUUAUUUGUGUUGUAAUUUCUCUUGUUAAAAAACUAUGGUGGUUGUCGAGAGUAUAGAAAAACAAACCUCAAGAAUGCUUGUGUAUUUAAUGAGUCGUUAGUACUGGGAAAAUGUGGAGGACCUACUGUCGACAUGUACUGGUUUUACUUAUGUGGGCAGGUUAUGCUUUAAUUUGUAUGCAUUUGUCCAUUGUUUAAACUAACAUUUGUGUCAUCAGUUUUUGGCAUUGGAAAGUUUAAUGUAGUUUAUUUUACAAAGUACACAGUCAUUCACUAAAUGCAGUUUGAAUUUAGAAUGCACAGAGAUUGGGGACAUUCAAAAGAGAAAGGAUUGAAAUUAUCAAUAGAACAAAUAACAUACUGAUAAUGAAAAAUAUUUUGGACAAAAUUAUCAUAUUUUCUGAUACAUUAAGCAUUGGUGUUUGUCAGACAUUAAUAACUACAAUCAGGGCAAUGCUGUCAGACAUUAAUAACUACAAUCAGGGCAAUGCUGUCCGACAUUAAUAACUACAAUCAGGGCAACGCUGUCCGACAUUAAUAACUACAAUCAGGGCAAUGCUGGAAGAAUUUUGCUUUAGCCAACAUUGAGAAGUAUACUGUAUAUUUGUUUUAUAAAUUAUUUAUACUACUGGGUUAUUUAUUUUAUUUAAAUAUGUCAUAAUUUACUUCACUUUUUAGUCAAUUUGUUCAAAAUCUAAUACAGUUGAAUUCCGUUGGCUCAAAUCCUGUCGAUGCUCGAUGCUCGAGAAAGUGUUUGACCCAUCGGGUAGUUCGACCGAACCAUUCGGUCAAUAUUGGACAUUUCCAUAACAUCAGUUAGAAAGCUGAAUUAGAUACAAAUUAUGUAAUACAUGUAAUUGUUCUGAAAUAAAAUCAAUAAAUGGCAAAUUCGUAAUCUGUAUUUAAAUGAAUUUAUUACCAAACAAUUUGAAUAUUUCAACAACAAAACCCCCCCAGCAAUGUUCACUUUCGAGAAAUGUAGUCGUGUUCAAAGUAACACUUUAUACUGAGGGGUUUCUAGACGUUUCGUACCCAAACCCAUUCGUACCAUACCAUUUCGUAACCACUAGCAUACUAGUUCAUAACCAAUUAAAUAAUGUCAUACAUUACACCUAACAUUAAUUUUUUUUUUAAAUACACAAUUAUAAUGUUAUAUUACAAACAUAUUGUAACAUUUAGCAAAACAAAUUUUGUAAUAAUCACUCAGUAUCUUUUAUAAGCAUUAAAUGAGCAAUUAUGUGCUGUGGAUCACUGAAGCAUGCCGUUUCAUAACCAAAAAGCAUACCUUUUCGUAGCCAAAGAGCAAUUCUUUUGUCUUGUAAUUUGGUGUCGAUUCCACAGUGCAGCGAUGGUGUUUAUUGUUAUGCAUAACCGUUCCAAGAUAUCGAUCGGAAUAUUUCGCAAGACCGAUCCUCUCUUCGUACGUAGAUAUGCUCAAAACAAAAACAUUCAUACACGCACACGUACUUACGUGCGCAUACGCACGCACAUAUAACAAAAAUAUAUAAGAUCUGAUAUCCCAUUUUUUUGGAAUGUGAACUUUUUUUUAGGUCUAAUAAUGCCUACAUUGUCCGAUAUAAUACAUUUUUGAUAGAAGAAUACAACUUUUUGUUUUAAUUUAUCCAUUUGCUUUAACACAUAUUUAGUAUCUGUCGCAACACGUCCAAUCUGCUUUUUGCUUAGUCCGAACGGACGUAGAAAGUAAUGUGCACCCUGCACUACCAUUUGCUGUGCUAUUUUAAGCAGACGAUCUGGUUACGAACUGGUAUGCCUUUGGGUACGAACUGGUAUGCUUUUGGGUACGAACUGGUAUGGUACGAAACGGUAUGGUUACGAAACGACCUGAUACCUACUGAGGCCCAUUUGUGCACUAAUUGUUUGCUUGGUAUUAGGGUUCAUCUCACAGUUACCGUAACACGAGCUGUACUUGAAAGAUCAUUACCGAUAGCCGCUUAACAAACAACAUGAUAAGUGUGGUAACGAAAGGAUUGCAUGGCUAUAGUUGUGAUUCCCCGAUUCAUCUAUAGUUCAUUCCACCUAAAUAAUUAAUCCGAAGGUUGUAAUAACCAACUGCGCAAACGCAGAAAUUAUUGGUCCUGUUUGGUGGUUUACCAUUUGAUAUUUGAUGGAUCACCACUUUGAGGAAAAUAUAGCUAUUAACACAAGUGGGACCAAUAAUUUAGUUUGAGCGAAGGCUUAUAGUCGACCCUGGAUGUGUUCGACCCAUCAUCAGUUAAUAUACGGGUUUACCAAACAAAAAACUCGGGACUUCGUUUUUGGUUCGAGCGUUGCCGUGUGUUUGACCCUUCUGAGGUCGAGCCAACAAGAUUCUACUAUAGUUGGUCAGUUUAUCUACCAACAUGCUAAGCUGUAUUACAAAUGAGUAUUUUUUAUUAUGGUGAAACACGCUCUUAGUUAACUAUAGGGGUCUACUGAUUUUGUGAUUCAAUACUUUUUUAAUGAAGUUUUUAUGUCAGUAGUUCCCAAUUGUGCAUCCGUUUUAUAUCAAAUGUCUGUCCAUAAAUUUAGGAUAUACAUCAAAAUUGGUGUUAACUUUUUCAGUUCAAAAGAAUGCAUAUUAAAAUAAUACGUGUACUUUGUAUUAUUCUAUGUGUAUGUUUUUGUUUUAAAGACAAACACAUGAAAACAUAUAAGUCAAAUUUAAAAAUAAUUUAUUUUGAUAUUUGUCACUAACUGAAUAUUUUAAAGUUUGUUAUUAUUUAUGUAGGUUUUUUGUCUUAUGACAGACAUUUAGCUGUACAAACUGCCAUCCCUACUAACUUAGUGUAGUCUUCCAAACUGCAAUGUUGUUAUUUAUAUUGUAAGAUGUUUGAAUGUGUCUGUGAGAAGAUAUUUUAAUUGUUUGAGUGUCAUACAAAAACAGAUAAAUGUAGAAAUUUUUCAAGAUACGGUUUACUGGAUGUUUUGUGUUGGAAAAUCUUUGUUCAUUUGAUAUCGUAUAUUUUAAUAAUCAUAUUUUAGAAUAUUGGUAAUUACCUAUAGUUUUACCUACCAUUUUAAUAGUGUAUGAUCCUAAUUUUGUUCUGACCAGCAUUAUAUUAUUACCUAACUUACCACAUUGCCAAAAUAGUCAUAUUGUGCCUUCCAGUAUGUGCCAGUAAAUAAUGUCAUAUUACAAA
Messenger RNA from Gigantopelta aegis, 4416 nucleotides. RefSeq names its product cilia- and flagella-associated protein 73-like. The record is from RefSeq and is a predicted model, not a curated record. The transcript is spliced from 8 exons. NCBI's taxonomy places the organism in Eukaryota, Metazoa, Mollusca, Gastropoda, Neomphalida, Peltospiridae. The coding region runs from base 118 to 1182 and encodes 354 amino acids.